Anthonomus grandis grandis is the source of this 504-nucleotide messenger RNA. RefSeq lists its product as uncharacterized. The coding region runs from base 1 to 504 and encodes 167 amino acids. Lineage: Eukaryota; Metazoa; Arthropoda; Insecta; Coleoptera; Curculionidae. The record is from RefSeq and is a predicted model, not a curated record. The transcript has 2 exons.
AUGGAAUUCCAUUCCUUCUUCCUUGAAGAGGACAGAAAAUUGAAUGUUAUACUGAGGGGACUGGAUCAAAAUUUCAAACUAGAAGAAGUGGAGGAGGAACUUAGAAUGAUGGGGUCCGAGCCUGAGGAACUGGGUUGGUUUAAAACCGACCCAGGUCGCCGAAGACCCACGGACCUCAUCAGGUUCCUCGUCCCUAAAGAGCAGGAGGCCGUGUUCGAGAUUGAAAGUAUGCCAAGAUACAAGAACCCAUUCGAAAAGGGACGUCUCAUCGUCCAGUUUUGGGUUCAGUUCCCGAAAACCAUCGCCCCAGAACUGAUUCCAGAGUUGGAAAAUUGCCUCCCUCCACGCGAAGAAGUGAUGAUCCCUGACGGUGCGGAAGAGUGCGUCUUGGAAGACUUCGAUCCGGAACAGGAAGCGAGAAGACGACAACAUAAGAACGCGUAUGACGAAGACGAGGAGAUGCACAGCCCCGGGGGUCAACGGGUGCAAUGUGCAACCAAUUAG